CUUAAAGCAGCUUUUCCACUUUCCGCGGUUUAUCGAGCAAUGUCUCGCGCUUCAGAGACAGAAGAAGCAACUCAAUCUCGCGAGAAGGCGUUCGGCCUGCCGUGGCCUGAUCUCAACGACGGUUUAUUCUACAGCGACGUCAUUUCUCCCUCCGAUUCCAAAUUGACACUGAUCGAGUUCUACUCUACCAAACACAAGAACUCAGCUCCCUUGCAAGGUUGGUUGCAGAGAAUUCAAAAUGAACAGAUAACAAUUGAUGGUAAAGCUGUUUAAGAUCCUGACAUGAUUCUCAGUGCUGGUUCAGAACUAGUAUAUCAUAGGCUUCCUUGGAAAGAGCCUGAUGCACCAUACUUGCUGGAGGUUUCAUAUGAAGACAAUGAUAUGAUUGCCUUAAAUAAGCCUUCUGGUCUGCAAGUUCUGCCGGGAGGACUUUUCCAACAGAGAACUGUUUUAAAGCAGCUACAAUGGCAGGCAAGCAAACAGAAGUCUUCACUGUCAAACCAAGAAUCACACCUUGUUCCCGUACAUCGUUUGGGAAGGGGCACAUCAGGAAUAUUACUUUGUGCAAAAACAAAGCUCGCAAAAACUUGCCUUGCAGCUUAUUUUGCCGAUGGGACAUCUGUUAUUGGUGCUAACAGUGAUAUGAACAUGGAGCUCUGUACAAGGAAAAUUUCAAAGAUAUACCGGGCACUAGUAAGUGGGAUGGUUGAGGAGGAUGAGAUAAUCAUCAAGCAGCCAAUCGGAAUUAUGCAAUAUCCUGGUGUGGCCAAAGGGCUGUAUGUCGCUACUCCUUCAGGGAAACCAGCUCUGAGCAAAGUUAAAGUUCUUGAGAGAGAUGUGCAAGGAAACCGAACAUUGGUCCAGGUUGCAAUUCAGUCUGGCCGGCCACACCAAAUACGCAUUCAUCUUGCUUUUGUAGGGCAUCCUUUAGUGGGUGAUCCUCUCUAUGUUGCUGGAGGCCAACCAAAGUCCUUUGACUCUGAAUUUGCUAACGAAACUUUUGCACAAGAUGGAGGGUAUCCAAGGCCUCUAACACCUGUUCCAGGAGACUGUGGUUACUAUUUGCAUGCACAUCAACUCACACUCUCACAUCCGACCACAAAUGAGGUAAUAGAAGUUAUGGCACCUCUUCCAUCCAUCCUCCAAACACAGGAAGAGGCAAAGAAAAUUACCAUUCAUUAGAAGAUCAGUUAGGGAUGUCACCACAACCCCUUAUCUUUUAAAGGAUAAGGCCAGAAGUGAUGGAUUGAGGUCAAAUUUGAUCGGUCUCUCUUAAUGAUGGGAAGAUAGUUCUUCCUCACAGAUCACAUUCAAAAGCAGACACAGGUUCAAGCCAUUCAUGUGCCAAAAGAAUCCCAUAUUUAUGGUAAUCCCCAUGGUCCCAUAUUUUCUACAUAAAUUUUAAAAUGACAAAACAAUAUAUUUUUGGGCCCCACUACAGUUUUUGGUCGGAGUGUUGGACAACCCAGUUAGUCCACAUUUUUUAGGUGUCAAUACAACUAAUUUUAAAGACCCGGACAGGUACUCUGCAUGAUGAGCCACUUUGUAUGGUAUGUUGUUUUGACUAAUUUUGAGGAAGAUUUGGUGAAAUGCCAGAUAAGGUAGGCUGAUAAAUUUUACUUC
This is a messenger RNA of Pistacia vera, 1623 nucleotides long. Its product is annotated as RNA pseudouridine synthase 5. NCBI's taxonomy places the organism in Eukaryota, Viridiplantae, Streptophyta, Magnoliopsida, Sapindales, Anacardiaceae. The record is from RefSeq and is a predicted model, not a curated record. Gene Ontology annotation, molecular function: pseudouridine synthase activity; RNA binding. The transcript has 14 exons. Gene Ontology annotation, biological process: pseudouridine synthesis.